UUGUGCAGAACACAUUUCUGGUUUUUUUCUUUUUUUUUUUUUUUUUACGUUUUCCAUUUUCUCUGUUGUCAUUCAUUCGGUUUAAUUAACAAAAAACUUUGCAGCUGGCAGGAGUCGACGAUACCUAAGAACUGUUUGAUUUAUCACGUUGCUUUAACUCAGCUACAUUCUGGGCACGCACAGACUGCCUUCCAACUCUUUCUUGUCAUCCUACGCCUUUAUCCAAAACAGCCGAGAAUCUGGUUGCGGAUAGCCGAAUGCUGCAUCCAGGCUUUAACAAAAGUUUGUCUUUUUAUUUUACAUAUAUCUUCGAAUUUCCGCGCACACUCGAAUAGUAAAACACUGUACUGUAUUCAUUUUCUCAUAGUUGACAAGUCGUUUGAUUAUCUGGUGAAUUUCGUUUUUCCUAACUUGUGA
Molecule: messenger RNA, 417 nt
Organism: Gongylonema pulchrum
Lineage: Eukaryota; Metazoa; Nematoda; Chromadorea; Rhabditida; Gongylonematidae
Source: the annotation of a GenBank genome assembly